Molecule: messenger RNA, 1990 nt
Organism: Zophobas morio
Lineage: Eukaryota; Metazoa; Arthropoda; Insecta; Coleoptera; Tenebrionidae
Gene: AP-2mu
Product: Adaptor Protein complex 2, mu subunit
Exons: 6
Coding region: 329-1648 (439 amino acids)
Biological process (GO): intracellular protein transport; clathrin-dependent endocytosis
Cellular component (GO): AP-2 adaptor complex; cytoplasmic vesicle
Molecular function (GO): clathrin-cargo adaptor activity
Source: RefSeq, a predicted model, not a curated record
GUAGUAUAGUUACUAAAUUAAAAUCGAUUUAACUUAUAAAAGUCGUUGCGCUGAGUGGUUGAGUGCUUUUUUACGUGUAACCAUAUUAUUUUAGAGGCAUUUGUGAUGACUUUGAUAAUCAAAGUGUCGGUAUCGUUGUAGAAUGAAUAGUUAUUUGACUAGCGCAGUGACAGGUUGUCAAUGUCAAUGUGUCAAAAAAGUGGGUGUAUGAUGGCUGCGUAAAGUGAUCCGGUAUCAUCGAAAAGUCCUGUAGCCACGAAACUGUGCAGUUGGCAAAGCCCCAAUGAUUCUAUUUCUGCGGUGGUAGGGUGCAGCAGAGAUCGGCACAAUGAUUGGAGGGUUGUUCGUAUACAACCACAAAGGUGAGGUGCUGAUCUCCCGAGUUUACAGGGAUGAUAUUGGCAGAAAUGCAGUCGAUGCGUUUCGUGUCAAUGUUAUACACGCCAGACAGCAAGUUCGGUCGCCUGUAACCAACAUAGCUCGCACGUCGUUCUUUCACAUUAAGAGAGCCAAUAUUUGGAUAGCGGCCGUCACCAAGCAAAAUGUGAACGCGGCGAUGGUGUUUGAGUUCCUGUUGAAGAUUAUUGAAGUCAUGCAGUCGUACUUCGGGAAAAUCUCUGAAGAAAACAUCAAGAACAACUUUGUCCUUAUUUAUGAGCUUUUAGAUGAAAUUUUGGACUUUGGCUACCCCCAAAACACCGACACCGGUGUUUUGAAAACCUUCAUCACUCAACAAGGGAUCAAAUCAGCCACUAAAGAAGAACAAGCUCAGAUUACCUCUCAGGUCACAGGACAGAUCGGUUGGAGGCGUGAAGGUAUCAAAUACCGCCGCAACGAACUAUUUUUAGACGUCUUGGAGUACGUCAACCUUCUCAUGUCUCCACAAGGUAGUCAAGUCCUAUCCGCUCACGUUGCCGGCAAGGUGGUGAUGAAAUCCUACCUAUCCGGAAUGCCAGAGUGCAAAUUCGGCAUUAACGAUAAAAUCGUCAUGGAAGCUAAAGGUAAGGGGGGCUUAGGGUCAACUUCCGAUUCAGAUCAGACCCGUUCCGGGAAACCCGUGGUGGUCAUCGACGAUUGCCAGUUCCAUCAGUGCGUCAAGCUUAGUAAAUUCGAAACUGAACAUUCCAUUAGUUUUAUUCCACCGGAUGGGGAAUUUGAGUUGAUGAGAUACCGUACGACGAAAGACAUAUCUUUGCCCUUCCGUGUCAUCCCGCUGGUACGCGAAGUCGGACGUACCAAGAUGGAAGUGAAAGUCGUACUGAAGAGCAAUUUCAAGCCGUCGCUGCUGGGUCAGAAGAUUGAAGUGAAGAUUCCGACUCCCUUGAACACUUCCGGUGUACAAUUGAUUUGUUUGAAGGGCAAAGCUAAGUAUAAAGCAUCUGAAAACGCCAUAGUUUGGAAGAUUAAGCGCAUGGCCGGGAUGAAGGAAACUCAAUUGUCUGCCGAAAUCGAGCUUUUGGAAACCGAUACGAAGAAAAAAUGGACACGUCCACCUAUUUCUAUGAAUUUUGAGGUACCUUUUGCACCAUCUGGGUUCAAAGUAAGAUAUUUAAAAGUGUUUGAACCUAAACUGAAUUACUCUGAUCACGAUGUUAUAAAAUGGGUAAGGUAUAUUGGGCGUAGCGGAUUGUAUGAAACCAGAUGCUAAAUUUAUUGAAAGUGUUACAAAUCUUCAUUUUAUUUUUCUUUACUUCAAUUAUCUCCAGUUAGCCAGUUUAGUGUGUAGUCUUGUUUUAUCAUGAUUUCGUCUUAUUCUUUUUUUUUCGAAUAGCGGAUGUUUUUAUUCUUUUUCCGUGAAGAAUACUCGUAAGUUAAAUGAAUCACGUUAAGACAGCUUGAUGUUGGGAUAGAAACGUGUAUCAAGUAAUUCAAGGUAUGCUCUCAAAUGUUUUUAUGUGAAUUUUCACUGUUAAUUUGUAGAAAAACUAUAACUAUGUAUAUUUGUGAAAUGUAAUGUUAAAAGCUUGGAAAUACAUUGUAGCUAAAAGUU